This is a messenger RNA of Diachasma alloeum, 2264 nucleotides long. Its product is annotated as proton channel OtopLc. The record is from RefSeq and is a predicted model, not a curated record. Gene Ontology annotation, biological process: proton transmembrane transport. Gene Ontology annotation, molecular function: proton channel activity. Lineage: Eukaryota; Metazoa; Arthropoda; Insecta; Hymenoptera; Braconidae. Bases 171 to 2156 code for a protein of 661 amino acids. The transcript is spliced from 11 exons. Gene Ontology annotation, cellular component: membrane.
CUUCUUUCGUGUCGGCAAAGUGUUUGUGAUGAACUAAAUAACACGAAAAAAAAAUUCCACUUGCUGCUUACCACGUCAGAAUGAGAAUUAUGAAAAUCUCAAAUUGAGACUUUCCAAAAUCUUAAAGUAGUGCAUCCAAACUCUACGAAGGAGAGAGCGCGCGGAGACAAAUGGCGAGUGACGUAACUGGAACGUUUGAAGGCGCUGAGCCGAUCAUAGUGUGUUCAUCAUCCGCUGGUGAGUCUCACGCGCCGACGACCAAUUUCACUUGCAUCGACCUCGAGGGUAACUUUCAUCCGUCCCACCAAUGCGCCAGAACAUCCAGUCUGAGGAGGCAGAGUAUCGCCUUAAAUGCUAUUAUAAACCACAGACGAGCUUUAAUAGGAGCAUUGAUCGCGGGAGUUGGUAGCAACCUGUCUCUCCCAUCCUGCGUGAAUCAGGAUCAAGAACUGUCAGGCGGUAGCAAUUCCUCCAUUGUCGCGGUUGGCCAACACGUCCAAGGGAGAAAUUCUAGUGGAGACAGCCAGGCACAUGGAGGAUGCACACAUCACCCAAAUUUACUGCAACUCACGCCUGUCAAUACUGCAUCAAGUCCCCUAACUUCUUUAGAUGCAUCAAAAGGCAAACAUCGCAAUCAGCGUUCGGCAUUUCCGUCAACCCGUCACCAUUCACGAAAGCAUCGCGCCGAAUUGAUCUCAACAGUAAGCACACUUUAUGCAAAACUAUUGGUUGUCGUGGGUGUGACAGUGCCCGUAACGGCCAGCAUAGGUCAACCGGUGCCCGCCGCUCUCGAUCAGGGAUUUUAUCUCUACCUGUACUUAGUCAGCGGUGGAUUUGUCAUCACGAUGUAUACGAUUUUACUGCGUGAUAAAGCUGUGAAUAAACUACUGGUGCACAAUGAUAAACGAGAGGGUGUAUUUUUGUAUGAUGAAUAUGGUAACAAGCGUCGAACUUUUCAGCACGGCCAGCAGUAUGGAAGCUUCUGCUUGCGUCUGGGUGCCAUCGGCUUUGGUGCUGGCUCGUUAGUAUUUACUGGAUUGCAAAUCGGGGCGGAAAUAGCGUCUGCCGAGCCAUUUAGGGCGAUUACACCGAGCGCAAGACUCCUUCUUGUUACCGCUCAAAUGCACUUCAUAUUCCUGAACAGCAAAGAUCUGGAGUUAGCCAAACAUGGUGCACUCGCCAAAUUGGGACUCAUGCACAUGAUCGCUACAAACAUCUGCGAAUGGCUUCAGGCACUAGUCGAAGAAACACGUGACGAGAUAUCCCACCUAGAGUCAAAAGACAACACAACCGGCGAAGGAAUCCUAAAGAAUCUCCUCCGCGACGCCUCGCCCUUCCUCUUUCCCUGUACAAUAGAAUUCAGUCUAAUCUGCGCUGUAAUUCUCUACGAAAUGUGGAAGCGAGUUGACCGUGUGGUAGUUGUCAAAUCAAACACAUCAAUGAGGUCAGUUCACCAACUGAGUAUCGACUGCAGCAACGCUCACAGAGGCCUCUUCGGUGGUAUUCUCAUCAUAGCAGCCACUGUUCUCAGUCUCAUAAUGUUCUUCGUACUGAAGGAUGCGAAACCCAAGAUGGCUAUUGAACAAGUAACUGCCCUCGAGACGGCCAUUUUAACUGCCGGAGCUAUAGCCGCUGUGAGUGGUACACUCAAGUUACGGAGAUUGGAAUGGAAGGACACAAAACCACCGCAUCUUGAUUCAACUUUACUGGCAGCAGCACAAGCUGGAGUCUAUCUGCAUUGUCUGUUUGGUGCUGUUGGUGGGGUAUUAACAAUGGGCCCAACUUGGGGACUUUCACUCGGAGCUGAUUUUAUCACUUUGGUACAGAGCACCAGUCAAACACUACUCAUUAAGAUUGCCUGGCGCAGACAGUCCUCGUCGAAUGCUAAACCCGGCAAGGAGCUUAUUACUUUUCUGAUUGUCAUGAACAUUGCCCUGUGGAUUGUAAAUAGUUUCGAGAAAUCUCGGGCCGAUGUCAGGCCCGAGCACCUGGAGUUCUUCGGGGUUUGGGCGUGGACCAUUAUAACACAUGUGUCAAUGCCUCUUGCUAUAUUCUUUCGGUUUCACUCGGCUAUUUGUAUGUUCGAGGUUUGGAAGAGUUGUUACAAAUAUAGGCCACCGAUUGUGUCACCAACACGCAAUCAAUCUCAUAAGUAAAUUUCUAGUCAAGGUUUCGUGUUUUCAUUGAAUAAUCUCUCAAAGAAAACAUUAGAGGACACGAUAUACACUGAGAGAAAAACAGCAGAGUUCUCAAACAAGUCCUAC